Neoarius graeffei (lesser salmon catfish) is the source of this 1700-nucleotide messenger RNA. RefSeq names its product ribosomal RNA processing 9, U3 small nucleolar RNA binding protein (gene rrp9). The record is from RefSeq and is a predicted model, not a curated record. Lineage: Eukaryota; Metazoa; Chordata; Actinopteri; Siluriformes; Ariidae. Gene Ontology annotation, cellular component: small-subunit processome. Gene Ontology annotation, molecular function: protein binding; snoRNA binding.
CAGAAAGAUAGCAACAUGUGCAAGGGAUCCAUGUGGGGCUUUAGGAUAUGAGCUAACUGGGAAUAUUAGAUGAAUGAAAUAACUUCAGUUUAUUGAAGUAAAAAAAAUAUAUAAUUUAAUAUUUUAUUAAUCAUGUCUUUCUUUAUAAAGAAGAAAUCCGCCUCAGCGGCUCCUGGGAAAGGAGAAAAGUCUGCAGGUGGCAAGCGGAAGGCUGAUAAUCAGGGUGGAAAAGGGCGUCCAAAAAAACUCAACAAACGCCUGAAUGAGGAAAUCUCCAGCGAAUCAGAGAGUGAAAACAAUGAAACACACAUCAGAAAGCAGAAGGAGGCGGAGGAGGACGAGGAGAUCCAGGAGACGCCGCAGGAGAAGAAGCUGCGUCUGGCGAAGCUUUACCUGGAGCAGCUGAGAGAAGAGGAGGAGAAGAAGGCAGAGGACGAGGAGUUCGAGUCAGACCUGAUAGCUGGACGCUUACGGGAGGACGUGCUGGAGCAGAAAGGCAAACUGCAGAGACUCAUCGCGAACGAGCUCAUCGCUCCGGAUCCUUCUGAAAUCCGCUUGUUGAGAGGACACAAGCUCUCCAUCACAUGUCUCGUCAUCACCCCGGACGAGAAACACAUCAUCUCUGCAUCGAAAGACUGUUCCAUCAUCAAGUGGGAGGUGGAGAGUGGGAGGAAGGUGCAGAAGAUCGCAGGAGGGAGGAAAGGGACGGAGGAACGGCACGUCGGUCACACGGGACACAUCCUCUGCAUGGCCAUUUCCUCUGACGGCAAAUAUCUGGCCACAGGAGACGUGAACAAGCAGAUCAUGAUUUGGGAAGCUGCUACGUGUAAACACCUGUACAAGUUCACGGGACACAGAGACGCUGUAUCGGGUUUGGCGUUCAGGAGAGGAACACAUGAGCUGUACAGCGCCUCUCACGAUCGCUCAGUCAAAGUGUGGAACGUGGAUGAGAACGCUUAUGUAGAAACACUGUUCGGGCAUCAGGACGCAAUCACUGGUUUGGACUGCCUCGGACGGGAGCGGUGUGUGACCGCAGGGGGCCGCGACCGAACAGUCCGAGUGUGGAAGAUCGCCGAGGAGACGCAGCUGGUCUUCAACGGGCAUGAGAGCUCCAUCGACUGUGUUCAGCUCAUUAAUGAAGAGCACAUGGUCUCAGGUGGCGAUGAUGGCUGCGUUUCCGUCUGGUCCGUGAACAAGAAGAAGCCGCUGACCACAGUGAAGCGGGCACAUGGUCUCCAUGGCAGCGCAGGGCUGGAGGAGCCGUACUGGGUGUCAUCGGUUGCAGCGCUGCACAACUCCGACACCAUCGCCUCAGGUGCCUCAGGUUCCCAUAAUGCCUCUGUGCAGCUGUGGAAGUGUGGGCUGGGAUUCCGAGGCCUGGAGCCGCUCUUCACCGUCCCAGUGAAUGGUUUUGUGAACAGUUUGAAAUUCUCCAACACGGGCAAGUUCCUGGUGGCCGGUGUUGGACAGGAGCACAGGUUGGGCCGAUGGUGGAGGAUAAAGGAGGCGAAGAACGGACUUUACAUCAUUCCUCUCAAAAGGCAGAACAAAGAGACGACGACUGAGCAAUAACACAAUAAUACACACUCUGAGGACUGGACGAGAGUUUUGUUUUGGCUUUUUCUUUUUUGUAAUCUUUAUUAUUUUAUGUUCAAUAUGUUGUGCAGAAAUGUACAAAUAAAUGUCCCUUUAAGUUUCCA